This is a messenger RNA of Colletotrichum karsti, 1287 nucleotides long. RefSeq lists its product as uncharacterized. The record is from RefSeq and is a predicted model, not a curated record. The coding region runs from base 1 to 1287 and encodes 428 amino acids. The transcript has a single exon. NCBI's taxonomy places the organism in Eukaryota, Fungi, Ascomycota, Sordariomycetes, Glomerellales, Glomerellaceae.
AUGCCGUAUCCACACGGAGACGGCGUCACGGAGGAUCAGCAGAAUGAUCUUGACCACCUGCCACCUGGUGAUGGUGAGGAGAAAUGGUAUAACAUGUGGCGCGUUUUGUUCCCUGGCGUUCCGGAACCGACAUCGCCAUACAUAGACAUCGAGCACUACGAAGACUACGCUGUAGAUGCCGUGUACCAGGCAAGGGGUCCCGUGUUUACCGGUGGACUUAUUGAGCUGCAGAGCAACCAGACUCUGAACGGAGACCAAGGGGAGCAAGUGAUGAAUCGCUUCUCGCAGGCUUUCGAGACGAGUUGGACGAAUCCCAAUGUGAACCCAGUCAAUCCUGUGGACGCGCCGCAAAUGAUCCAGCAGCAACAGCAGCAACAGCAGCAACAGCAUUACUCUCAUGCAGAAAGCAGUUCUCAGGCCGCAGCUCGAGCCCCGGCGCAGAACCUAGGCCCAGGUAUCCAACCACAAUGCCAGAGCCAUGCUGGAGGAAGCCAUUCCCAGGGAUUGUUCCCAUCGGCCCAGCUUUUCAUGCCGACAUGGACUCAACCAGAGGACUUGCGUCAGCCAAACCAGCAACCUGCAAGCUACACUGCAGAUGUGAAUAGCCAAUGGAACCAGGACGUGUCAUCUCAUCCCCAGCCUGGCCACCAUCACCGUCAGAAUGGAAACGGAGCGCAUCAUUCCUCUCAAAGUCAACAUCCGCAAUGGAGGCCUGCCAAUAACAUGCGUCGAACUCAGCCAAUCCGAUCAACUCCUCAUGUGAAUCACAGGUUCAAUCCAUACGGUGUUCCUCACCCUGCACAACCAUCCUGUCCGUCGUCUCCGCCGCCAGAGGGCUUCGACGCAGCGUUCUUCAACAGCGAGUUCUUCCAGAGGAUGAUGAGCGAACUUAUGGCACAGUCACAGCACGACACGCACCCUGACCAGACCUCGGCUGAUUGUUUUUCGGGGAUUCAUCAUCAACCCAUCCCACCAGCGGCUGCUGCUACGCACGACAUGCUGCAGCAACACGGCGUCGUACAUCAACCACAAACGAUGGUAUCAGAUCAAGUCUUACAUGACAUUGACCCUGACUUGCUGGGCCACAACUUCAGCGUACCUGCGCAGAACACACAACCCGCUGAGAAUGCGGGCAUCAAUUCGGCGCCGCAGGCAUCAUCAUCGCAAGUCGGUCCGGAUCCCGCCACGGCAGAUGAGCAAGAGGAAGACGCCGAUGCCUCACCAGACGAUCCCACGGACUUGUCGGACGUUGGCUCGGAUUAUUUCAACGUUCGAGGGGCGCCUUGA